CAACGGCAACUAUGACAGAUGAUGUGGUCCAGAGAUCUGUGGGAACUGUGACUGAUGCAGCAGGACUAUCCCUCCAGUGCAAUGAGGAAGAUCAACAAGACACAGACCCAGAGGACAGCUCAGACGAGGACGAUGAAGAUUGGCUUCCAGGUGAUGAAUCUGAUGAUGACUGUGAUGAAGCAAUUGAUGAACUGGAUAUCACAGACCAUCAAGAAGACAGAGCCCAUAGAGAGAGGAAAUACAUAGUCUAUGAGAGUUGCUUGAAAGAACUUUUGUCAUCCUGUAGGAGUUGUCAAGAGCAGUGCAGAGUUGUGAUAAAGAGGUCAUUUGUGCGCAUGUUGUCUUCCUGUGCCGCUUGUGGAUUUGUGUUCAGUUGGGGUAGCCAGCCCAUGACUUCAAGGCUACCUUCUGGAAACUUGGAAGUAGAAGGCAGUAUUUUAUUCUCAGGGGCUAGUGUAUCCAAAGCUCUUCAACUGUUUAACAAUAUGAACAUCAUGUGCAUUAGUGAAAGGACAUUCAGGAACAUUCAGAGUUCAUAUCUUAUGGAUUGA
Messenger RNA from Saccostrea echinata, 551 nucleotides. RefSeq lists its product as uncharacterized. The transcript is spliced from 2 exons. The record is from RefSeq and is a predicted model, not a curated record. NCBI's taxonomy places the organism in Eukaryota, Metazoa, Mollusca, Bivalvia, Ostreida, Ostreidae. Bases 12 to 551 code for a protein of 179 amino acids.